This is a messenger RNA of Closterium sp. Yama58-4, 2835 nucleotides long. The record is from the annotation of a GenBank genome assembly. NCBI's taxonomy places the organism in Eukaryota, Viridiplantae, Streptophyta, Zygnematophyceae, Desmidiales, Closteriaceae.
AUGGACGUGGUCCUGGUGGUGGAUGUUCUGUCCGCUGUGGGUGUUCUGUCCGCUGUGGGUGUUCUGUCCGCUGUGGGUGUUCUGUCCGCUGUGGGUGUUCUGUCCGCUGUGGGUGUUCUGUCCGCUGUGGGUGUUCUGUCCGCUGUGGGUGUUGUGUCCGCUGUGGGUGUUCUGUCCGCUGUGGGUGUUCUGUCCGCUGUGGGUGUUCUGUCCGCUGUGGGUGUUGUGUCCGCUGUGGGUGUUCUGUCCGCUGUGGGUGUUCUGUCCGCUGUGGGUGUUGUGUCCGCUGUGGGUGUUCUGUCCGCUGUGGGUGUUCUGUCCGCUGUGGGUGUUCUGUCCGCUGUGGGUGUUCUGUCCGCUGUGGGUGUUCUGUCCGCUGUGGGUGUUCUGUCCGCUGUGGGUGUUCUGUCCGCUGUGGGUGUUCUGUCCGCUGUGGGUGUUCUGUCCGCUGUGGGUGUUCUGUCCGCUGUGGGUGUUCUGUCCGCUGUGGGUGUUCUGUCCGCUGUGGGUGUUCUGUCCGCUGUGGGUGUUCUGUCCGCUGUGGGUGUUCUGUCCGCUGUGGGUGUUCUGUCCGCUGUGGGUGUUCUGUCCGCUGUGGGUGUUCUGUCCGCUGUGGGUGUUCUGUCCGCUGUGGGUGUUCUGUCCGCUGUGGGUGUUCUGUCCGCUGUGGGUGUUCUGUCCGCUGUGGGUGUUCUGUCCGCUGUGGGUGUUGUGUCCGCUGUGGGUGUUGUGUCCGCUGUGGGUGUUGUGUCCGCUGUGGGUGUUGUGUCCGCUGUGGGUGUUGUGUCCGCUGUGGGUGUUGUGUCCGCUGUGGGUGUUGUGUCCGCUGUGGGUGUUGUGUCCGCUGUGGGUGUUGUGUCCGCUGUGGGUGUUGUGUCCGCUGUGGGUGUUGUGUCCGCUGUGGGUGUUGUGUCCGCUGUGGGUGUUGUGUCCGCUGUGGGUGUUGUGUCCGCUGUGGGUGUUCUGUCCGCUGUGGGUGUUGUGUCCGCUGUGGGUGUUGUGUCCGCUGUGGGUGUUGUGUCCGCUGUGGGUGUUGUGUCCGCUGUGGGUGUUGUGUCCGCUGUGGGUGUUGUGUCCGCUGUGGGUGUUGUGUCCGCUGUGGGUGUUGUGUCCGCUGUGGGUGUUGUGUCCGCUGUGGGUGUUCUGUCCGCUGUGGGUGUUCUGUCCGCUGUGGGUGUUCUGUCCGCUGUGGGUGUUCUGUCCGCUGUGGGUGUUGUGUCCGCUGUGGGUGUUGUGUCCGCUGUGGGUGUUCUGUCCGCUGUGGGUGUUCUGUCCGCUGUGGGUGUUCUGUCCGCUGUGGGUGUUGUGUCCGCUGUGGGUGUUGUGUCCGCUGUGGGUGUUGUGUCCGCUGUGGGUGUUGUGUCCGCUGUGGGUGUUCUGUCCGCUGUGGUUGUUCUGUCCGCUGUGGGUGUUCUGUCCGCUGUGGGUGUUCUGUCCGCUGUGGGUGUUCUGUCCGCUGUGGGUGUUCUGUCCGCUGUGGGUGUUCUGUCCGCUGUGGGUGUUCUGUCCGCUGUGGGUGUUCUGUCCGCUGUGGGUGUUCUGUCCGCUGUGGGUGUUCUGUCCGCUGUGGGUGUUCUGUCCGCUGUGGGUGUUCUGUCCGCUGUGGGUGUUCUGUCCGCUGUGGGUGUUCUGUCCGCUGUGGGUGUUCUGUCCGCUGUGGGUGUUCUGUCCGCUGUGGGUGUUCUGUCCGCUGUGGGUGUUCUGUCCGCUGUGGGUGUUCUGUCCGCUGUGGGUGUUCCACUGCAACUGCUCCAUGUCCCCUACGCACACCCCCCACCGCCACCCCUUCCACCCUUUCAUGCCCACCCCCUCACUCCCCCUUCCAGGUGGGUGUUCUGUCCAUUGUGGGUGUUUCAUGGUGCGCUCUCCUGCUGCAACUGCUCCAUGCCCGCGCCCAGCUCGCCCCACGACCGCCAACCCAACCCUUUCUUCCACACCCCCCUUUUCCUUUCCGUUUUCUCGCGCCCCACACCUUCCACCCUCCCUUCUGUACCACUCUUGACGCAGGUGGGUGUUCUGUCCGCUGUGGGUGUUCCAUGGAUGUGCAUGGCGCUGAUGCCGGGGGAAGAUGACAACAUGACAGAUGAGGCUCUGUGGGAGACAUUGCCGCACUUUGCAGUGGCGGUGUCAAUGAUAUUCUUCAUGGCAGCAACCGUGUUCUCUGUGCUCAAGCUUAAUGAGGUGGGGGGGCAUCUACUGAAAGCCGGGGUGAUAGUAUUCCAAGUGCUGCUCUGCAUGCGUCUCGAAGGCCAGCCCAACUGGGCGGCACACAUGUCCUAUUGGAUGCUCUUUUCGCCACUCCUCGUCGUCCAGCUGGCGGCGCUGAUGUCAGCGCUGACCCAGCUCGCGGAGGGCGUGCUGUUGUUGUACGCGCCCGAGACCGGGCGGCGGUUUUCGGCGGUAGUGAAGGAGCAUGAUCCGUUUAUGUUUGUGACGCGGGGGAUGCGGCUGGCAGGGUGGUGGUGGCGGGAUGAUGAAAUAAGGGAAGAGCAGAAGAGCCUCACUGCCUCACUGUUUCCCGGCACAUAUGAUACAUUCGAGGCAGUACCCCCCGAUCACAUAAAGCGCAUGAGGAAAGGUCAAUUAGCAGAGGAGGUGGUGCGGCUGCAGGCAGCGCUGGCGGAGCAGGUGGAGACGGGCAAGGCGCAGCGGCAGGAGCUGGAGCGAGUGCAGCAGGAGAAGGUGCUGUGCCGCGUGUGCUUCGAGCGUGAAAUCAGCCUCGUGCUGCUGCCCUGCCGCCACCGCGUGCUCUGCCAUCCCUGUGCAGACAAGUGUCGGCAGUGUCCCAUAUGCCGGCGGCAUAUUGCAGACCGCAUGGCCGUGUUUGACGUGUGA